AUGAUUGACAGAAGCGGUAGAUACGACAGACACAUAGCAAACACCAAGGUUUCGCCAAUGCGUUCCAGCCACACGGUACGUCCUCACAAGCAACUUAUGCCGUCUUCAGAGCAACCACACGGAGAAUCUCCACAUUUGCUUGGUCAAUCCCCGCGAUCGGACCUCACUUCAGCUCAUCCAAGAGACUAUCAAUGUCCAUGUUGCUUUGGCAUCCCAAACAUCACGGUCAUCGCUAUUACCAUGUCCAGCAGUGGUAUCUUCCCUUUCUUCUCGUUAGCACGCGAACUUCGGGAUCUCAUCUACUCCCAUUGCCUCAAGAAAUCCACCAGCAUCGAACUCAGCAACGAGAUUCGAUUUCAUGUUCACGAGUAUCCUUACCCACAUCUCUUCCGCGUCAACCGUCAAUUUGGAAAGGAACUUCGAGAGGUCGCAGAGGAACAUGCUUCCCUACACAUAUACAGCACAGCCAUACCUGGCGGCCCCAAACCAAAACUGCUAGCCGUAAUUCCUGGUGGCCUGAGAAUGAUUAGGAACAUCAGUUUCGAACUCAACUGCUGGAAUGGCCACGACAUCGUGAGCGACCUGACAGCUCAAGACGAAUGGAUAACCACUAUCAUCCACGAUCUGGACCCAGACAAAUCAAAAGAUCUCUCGUAUCACAUCAACCUCAUGUCACGAAGCAAGAUCCCUGACGGCGAGGCUGCGAUCCUUUGGUCGGGGAUAUGGAUCGACAUGCACAAUCUGAAGGAGCUGCUUAUUAUGCAGGCUGGGGAGGUGCUGAGUCGAUGGGAUGGUGGGACGAACCAGUUUGUGAGAGUUGCGAGAGAGGGGUAUGAGGGUGGUGGUGGUGGUGGGGAGAAUGUUUGGUUGAAUACUGUGAGGGAUGUGUAA
Messenger RNA from Fulvia fulva, 891 nucleotides. RefSeq lists its product as uncharacterized. Lineage: Eukaryota; Fungi; Ascomycota; Dothideomycetes; Mycosphaerellales; Mycosphaerellaceae. The coding region runs from base 1 to 891 and encodes 296 amino acids. The transcript has 2 exons. The record is from RefSeq and is a predicted model, not a curated record.